AUGCCUGUAAAGCGCUUCAAGAAAUUGCGAAGACGCAUACACUUUCAGGAUAACAAUACUGAUCCGCAAGGAGAUAGAUUAUUCAAAAUUCGCCCCCUUAUAGAAAAACUGCGACAAAAAUGUAUAGCUAUCGAAGAGGAAGGUUUGUUUUCUAUAGAUGAAAUGAUGAUUGCUUACAAAGGCAAGAAAGCUGGAAGUCUGCGCCAAUAUAUGCCUAAAAAGCCAAAGAAGUGGGGGUUCAAGAUGUUCGUUCGAGCAGGCGUGUCAGGGAUUGUGCAAGACUUUCUCAUCUAUACCGGCUCUAGUACUUUUGACGAAAUUCUAUUUUCAAAGGAGGAACAACAAAUGGGACUUGGUGCAAAAGUGGUACUUGCCCUGUGCAGAACUAUUCAGAAACCAGAAGAGUCUUUCGUCUAUUUUGAUAACUUCUUUUGUUCAUUGGAACUAAUUGAAUACUUGAAGAAAAAUAAAAAAUUGGAAAGUUUGGGAACCAUUAGAAGCAACAGACUUAGAGGAUGUCCCUUGCUAAGUGACAAAGAACUUCUACGGAAGGGGAGAGGUAGCUUUGAUUACAGAGUAGACAAUUCCGUGGGACUAGCGGUGAUAAAAUGGGCAGACACUAAAUGUGUGACUCUGGCUAGUUCGUACAUUUCGCACAGUCCAGUGUUUGAAGUUAGCCGAUUUAGUAAAGAACAAAAGAAAAAGGUAAACGUUCAGUGCCCUCAAAUAGUCAAACAGUACAACAUUCAUAUGGGAGGCGUAGACUUAUCUGAUAUGCUGGUUUCACUGUACAAGACUCCCUUCAAAUCAAAGCGAUGGUAUCUCGCUAUGUUUAGUCAGAUGAUUGAUAUAGCUGUCAAUAAUGCCUGGCUAUUGUAUCGGAGAGAUCUAGCCUCACAAGGCAAAAAAUAUAAUAAGCUCAAAGACUUCAGAAUAAACAUCGCAAAGUCUUUGAUUGAAUCUCGUAACGUACCCAGAAAAAGAACUUCUGCUGCAGCAAACUUGCUCCCUCAAAACAAAAUAAAAGUUCCCGUCGCUCCACGGCCUACUGAAGAUGUCCGGUUUGACAACGUUGGACACUUUCCAGUUUUCACUGAAAAAGGCCGCUGUAGGCUUUGCACAAAUGGACAAACAACAAUUUUAUGUCAAAAAUGUAAUUUGCGCUUAUGCAUCGUAUCAGGAGCUAAUCAGAGAAACUGCUUCACAAGUUACCAUUCCAAGUAA
Molecule: messenger RNA, 1224 nt
Organism: Acanthoscelides obtectus
Lineage: Eukaryota; Metazoa; Arthropoda; Insecta; Coleoptera; Chrysomelidae
Source: the annotation of a GenBank genome assembly